Racocetra fulgida is the source of this 477-nucleotide messenger RNA. The record is from the annotation of a GenBank genome assembly. NCBI's taxonomy places the organism in Eukaryota, Fungi, Glomeromycota, Glomeromycetes, Diversisporales, Gigasporaceae.
AUGGCUAUUGCCGUAGUCUAUAUGACAAAAGAAUUUAACUUUACAUCAACUAUUCAAGGUGUUAUACUGUCAUCAUUUUUUUUGGGAUACCUAUCAACACAAGUUUUAGGUGGUGCACUUGCCGAUAAAUAUGGAUUUGUUUGGUCUAUAUUAUGGCAAAUUUAUGGCAAAAGCAAUCCAAAUGAAUAUCCAGGAAUAAGUCAAGAAGAAUUGGAUUGGAUUUCAAAAAACAAGAAAAAAAAUAAACCUAGCCAAAAAUUAAAUUAUCAUAGAAUAGAAUCUAGUGAGAUUGCUAUUGAAUCAACAACAAGUGAGAAUGAUAAUGCAAUCUCUGAUGUACCAUUAGCAAAUUUUAUAGUUGAAGAAGAUAAUAAUUUUGAAGCUGAGGCUGAUGUACUAUUGCCGGAGAAUUUGAUAAUGUCAAAUCCGAAAGAAGUUCCAUGGAAAUUCCUUCUUUCUCGUCGUGAACUCAAAUAA